AUGAGCAGCGAUAGCCAAAGCAAACCCGCGAGGGUCGCCAUCGUGGACGAUGCACCUCGGCCCAAGAAGCGCAUUCUACUGAAUGCUUUUGAUAUGAACGGGAUUGGUCACAUCAGCCCAGGGCAAUGGCGCAAUCCAGUCGAUCAAUCCAAACAUAAGAAUCGGCUGGAUUACUGGAUCAACCUUGCCAAGUUGCUCGACCGGGGCAAGUUCAAUGCCCUCUUUCUCGCGGACAAUUUCGGUUCGCACGAUGUCUAUCGUGGAAGCCAUGACCCCGCCAUUCGAGCUGGCACACAAUGGCCCAUGUACGAUCCGUUUGUGGUCAUCUCGGCCAUGGCUGCUGUUACCAAGAAUGUCGCUUUUGGCGUGACCUCUUGCACGACCUUCGAACCACCUUUUCUACUGGCGAAGCGCUUUUCCACCCUGGAUCAUGUUACUAAGGGCCGCAUAGCUUGGAACAUCGUGACAUCAUGGUCUGAUAAUGCAGCAAGGGCUGUUGGUCUCGAACAGCUUCCUGAGCAUGAUCUGAGAUACGAAAUGGCGGAGGAGUACCUCAAUUUGAUGUACAAGCUUUGGGAGGGUUCCUGGGCUGACGACGCGGUCGUACAAGACGCUGCCAAUGCGACCUAUACCGACCCAUCGAAAGUCCGAAAGAUAACGCACCAGGGCCGAUUUUUCAAGUGUGUGAGCGCCCACCUGGUGGACCCUUCGCCGCAGCGCACACCGGUCCUCUUCCAGGCCGGCAUGUCGCCGGCAGGUGCGGCAUUUGGUGCAAAGCACGCUGAAUGCAUUUUCAUUGGGGGACGAACCCCGGCGUAUCUGCGCGGAAAGAUUACCGAGACACGACGACUUGCGGCAAGUCAAGGCCGGAACCCGCGGGAUAUAAAGUUCUUUGUGCAAUUCACGCCCAUCCUCGCACCAACCGACGAAGAGGCACAGGCCAAGCUGGAGGAGUAUCGGAAGUAUGCAAUUCCAGAGGGUGGCCUGGCCAUGUUCUGUGGCAUCACCAAAAUCGACGUGAGUCAGUUUCCGGUCGACGAACCGUUUCCGACAGACCGCAGGCACCCAGCCUAUGCCGGGCUCAGCGACCGUGCCAUCGAGUCUCUUACGACCAAGCCGGAUCGAUGUGAGGUUUGGACCCCGCGGGAGAUGGGCAGAUUUCAAGCCAUUGGGGGCAGUGGAACGUUCAUCGCAGGAAGCCCCGUCACGGUGGCGAAUGAAAUGGAGCGAUGGCUAAAUGAAGGCGAUGUCGAUGGCUUCAACAUCGGCCAUGUGGUGGUGCCGGGCGCAUGGGAGGACGUGGUUGAUCUAUUGGUCCCCGAGCUGGAGAAGAGAGGAUAUAAUCAGGACUAUCCGACCCCGGACGAGAGCACAGCGCGAGAGAACCUGUUCGCCACCCCUGGGAACGCCAAGCUGAGAGAGGAUCACCCGGGUAGGAAAUUCGCUUUCGAGCAGUAUGGGAAGAGCUGGGAGUGA
This is a messenger RNA of Fonsecaea erecta, 1476 nucleotides long. RefSeq lists its product as hypothetical. The transcript is spliced from 6 exons. Gene Ontology annotation, molecular function: monooxygenase activity; oxidoreductase activity, acting on paired donors, with incorporation or reduction of molecular oxygen. The coding region runs from base 1 to 1476 and encodes 491 amino acids. The record is from RefSeq and is a predicted model, not a curated record. Lineage: Eukaryota; Fungi; Ascomycota; Eurotiomycetes; Chaetothyriales; Herpotrichiellaceae.